This is a messenger RNA of Phytophthora nicotianae INRA-310, 2230 nucleotides long. RefSeq lists its product as hypothetical. NCBI's taxonomy places the organism in Eukaryota, Oomycota, Peronosporomycetes, Peronosporales, Peronosporaceae. Bases 5 to 2002 code for a protein of 665 amino acids. The record is from RefSeq and is a predicted model, not a curated record. The transcript is spliced from 2 exons.
AAUAAUGGACCCGCAGCAUGCCGCCUGCUAUUCCCAAGCCCAAGUGGAGCUGCGUGAGCUAUUCCAUGAACUUGAAUGUAAUGGACAAGUGAGCGCAACUGAGUUGCAGCAGUCGCUGAUCCCAUUCACAGCUGGGGACGUCAAGCGUGACCUAUUGCAGCUACUGGCCGAUCUUAAGAGGAAGCGUCAGAGUCUCGACGAGCACGAAUUUCUGCGCGUAAUGUGGCGUAAAAUGUACCUCGGUAGUGCAAUUGACGCCACGAAGAGUGGCGUAGCAGGAGAGCAUAAUAUACCCAUUAACGUCUCGCUUGCGCACGUCAUCGUGUCCGUCAAGCGCCGUCAGCAACUCCGACAGUUCGCCAGCUACUACGCGAGUCGCGGCAUCUCCGGGGCUGAUCACCUAACAUCGCCGUCGAAAGGAGCUUCGUCAGUGGGAGUUAUCCAUGUACCACCUAAGGGGCCACCAUUGCAAUCACGGAGCCACAAGGAGCUCUCGUCAUCUCUGCAACAAGCAGAACAAAUGGUUCAGCCAUCGACAAUGUUUCAGACUGAUAGCAGUUCGUUAUUAUCGAUUGCGGCGCUGCGUCGACGGGUUUCGCCAUGUUACGAUGUGAUUGUGAGUGUAUAUAAUGCGGAUCUGCUCCAGAUGCAGACACGUACGCUGCUAGCUCGGACUCGUAGUGCUGAAGUGCGCAACUGCUCGCGACUCUAUUGUCUGCUGUUCACCAAAGAAGCGGGAAGCUUUGUAUUGGGAAGCAUAUAUUUUGGAGAAAAUGCAAAGCGCAACCACCAAAAUGAGAAGGAUGAGUAUGGUAUCCUCGCGGAAUCUGAAAACGAUUUGAAUCGCACCUUUUCCUGGAGCGAUAGAGAUGAUCAAGGCCUACUAAUGGUUCGCAUGGAAGAGGUGGGGUUGCGAAAUGUCGUUGUAGUGGCUUCGAAUAGGACGUCUUUUGCCGCGAGUACGGGUCGCAAGUUGCAUCAGUGGAGGGCUCCAGAAGCCUAUCGAGUUCUGGAAGAUGCCAAUUCCGAGCCCUUACAGCACCAGCAAGUGGAUUUCACGGAUGAAAACGACGACCAGAUAGCCGAGACAGCAACUGGUGUCCGAAUGCUAGAUACGGAUCCAAUGGGCGAUUGCUUUGGUUUGCUGGGUGGGAAGCCGCUUCUUGCCCGUACCAAAACCAUCACUGAUGUUGUGGAUCUUCGUCAGAUCGCUGCAGGUGAGCAUUUCUUCAUGGCAAUCUCUUCGUCAGGUGAACUCUACAGCUGGGAAUCGUCUUCCUUGUCAUCGACAGCACCUCAGUUAGGGCGAGGUUGUGGCACGCCUGAACGAGUGCCCUGGUUUUCUUCGCCUGAGAAAGUAUUCCGCGUGGCAUGCGGUCUUUACCACUCGUUAGUUCUCGCCAGUAGCGGGAUAUAUGCCUGGGGCUCUAACAUCUACGGACAGCUCGGACUGGGAUCUCACUGUUCUCCCGCUGAUCCACACACUUUAGAACCCUCACCAGUGUGUAUUCCUGCUGAUUGCAUGCCAGUGCUAGACAUCGCGUGUGGGGAUAUGCAUUCCGUUGUGUUAACCGCAGUAGGCCAAGUGUUCACUUUCGGUUGCAACUGGGAGGGUCAACUAGGGAUUGACGAACAGUCAAAUGCCAAGAUCACUGAUGUUGUAGCCACGGGGUGUGCAUACGAACCAUUGCCAGUGUGUUUGUCACAGGAACGUGAUAAUGAUACGAGAGUAUAUUUGAUCACUGCUGGUCCACAGACGACAGCAGUUGUCGCCACAACGGGACAAGCUUUUCAGUGGGGUAAAUGCGUUCCCAGCGGGGUUGAUGGAGUGUGUGGACGAGUUAGUCGCUGGCUGCCUCAGGAUCUCAAGGCUGUCAGCGAAUAUGACUGCACAAUGGGGCCUAUUUGGAAUAGUAUCGCCAUUGCGGACGGCUUGAUGCUUCUUACUCGUCAUGCUUCUGCGAGCAGCUCCGUAUCGGAGAACCCGGCAACACUCCAGUGACAACGACACUCGAUAAUUAGACUUUUGUGCAGAACGUAAAACUUUCGGGCCUGCGUAUGCGGGUCAUGGCAUUUACCUUACCAGGUAUAUUGUGAGAACUUUGAACAUCUCCAACUCUGUAAAGGGUACUGUAGUUUUUAGGGUAGAUCUGCUGGAAACUGGAUUCCAGUGGGAUACCUUCAAAUACACAUGAAGAUGCCAGCAAACAAGCUGGCAAAAUGGCGGUAC